AUGGAGACGCACGUUUCGUGCCUCUUCCCGGAAAUUUUGGCCAUGAUUUUCAGUUAUCUGGACGUGAGGGACAAAGGCAGGGUGGCCCAAGUGUGUCUGGCUUGGAGGGACGCGUCCUACCACAAGUCGGUGUGGAGGGGGGUGGAGGCCAAGCUGCACCUCCGGCGGGCCAACCCCUCGCUCUUCCCCAGCCUCCAGGCCAGGGGCAUCCGGAGGGUCCAGAUCCUGUCCCUGCGCCGCAGCCUGAGCUACGUGAUCCAGGGGAUGCCCAACAUCGAGUCCCUCAACCUGUCGGGCUGCUACAACUUGACCGACAACGGGCUGGGCCACGCGUUCGUGCAGGACAUCCCGUCGCUGCGGGUGCUGAACCUGAGCCUGUGCAAGCAGAUCACCGACUCCAGCCUGAGCCGCAUCGCCCAGCACCUGAAGAACUUGGAGGUGCUGGAACUGGGCGGCUGCAGCAACAUCACCAACACGGGCCUGCUGCUCAUCGCCUGGGGCCUGCACCGCCUCAAGAGCCUCAACCUGAGGUCCUGCCGCCACGUCUCUGACGUGGGCAUCGGGCACCUGGCCGGCAUGACCCGCAACGCCGCCCAGGGCUGCCUGAGCCUGGAGUACCUGACCCUGCAGGACUGCCAGAAACUCACCGACCUGUCCCUCAAGCACAUCUCCAAGGGGCUCUUCAAGCUGCGAGUGCUCAACCUCAGCUUCUGUGGCGGCAUCUCCGACGCCGGUAUGAUCCACCUCUCGCACAUGACCUCCCUGUGGAGCCUCAACCUGCGUUCCUGCGACAACAUCAGCGACACGGGCGCCAUGCACCUGGCCAUGGGCACUCUGCGCCUGUCGGGCCUGGACGUGUCCUUCUGCGACAAGAUCGGCGACCAGACGCUGGCGUACAUCGCGCAGGGGCUCUACCAGCUCAAGUCGCUCUCGCUCUGCUCCUGUCACAUCUCCGACGACGGCAUCAACCGCAUGGUGCGGCAGAUGCACGAGCUGCGGACGCUCAACAUCGGCCAGUGCGUGCGCAUCACCGACAAGGGCCUGGAGCUCAUCGCCGAUCACCUGACCCAGCUGGCCGGCAUCGACCUGUACGGAUGUACCAAGAUCACCAAGAGGGGGCUGGAGCGGAUCACACAGCUGCCCUGCCUUAAAGUUCUCAACUUGGGACUCUGGCAGAUGACCGAGAGCGAGAAAGUCAGGUGA
Nerophis lumbriciformis (worm pipefish) is the source of this 1203-nucleotide messenger RNA. NCBI's taxonomy places the organism in Eukaryota, Metazoa, Chordata, Actinopteri, Syngnathiformes, Syngnathidae. The record is from RefSeq and is a predicted model, not a curated record.